AUGAGGUGUUUUCCGUGUUUCACAUGUCAUGGAAGAAAAGAUUCGAUAAAAUGUAAAGACAUAAAUGAAGGCGGGCCCAUGCUCGCCUCCAAUUCACGUAGCCAUUCCCAAAAACAUCCUUCUGACCACUCGACAAAUGAUCAUCAUAAAAAUUCAACGGCAAAUGAAUCUACUAACAACAUUAUUGCGGCACAAACUUUCACUUACCGAGAGUUAGCAACAGCCACAAAGAAUUUCAGGCAAGAAUAUAUGCUCGGUGAAGGUGGAUUCGGAAGGGUUUAUAAAGACCGUCUCGAAAACACCGGCCAGAUGGUAGCUGUUAAGCAACUCGACCGCAAUGGGCUUCAAGUGAACCAAGAGUUUUUGGUCGAGGUUUUGAUGCUUAGCCUUUUGCACCACGAAAAUCUACCCCCAUUGCCUUGGUUCACGAGGAUGAAAAUCGCAUUACACGCGGCAAAGGGCCUCGAGUACCUUCAUGUUAAAGCCAACCCACCUGUCAUCUACCGAGACCUAAAGUCAUCCAACAUCCUGCUCGAUAGAGAGUAUAAUACCAGGCUGUCCGAUUUUGGGCUGGCCAAGCUUGGGCCCAUGGGGGACGAGACCUAUGUGUCGGCCCGAGUGAUGGGGACUUACAGGUACUGUGCGCCCGAGUACCAGAAGACGGGCCAGCUAACCUCGAAAUCCAAUGUGUACAGCUUUGGUGUUGUGCUGUUGGAGCUUAUCACGGACCUAAAGGCCGUGGACACUAGGAGGAGAUCGGAACAACAAAAUCUUGUCACAUGGGCCGACCCGAUCUUUAAGGAGUCGAAUCGGUUCUCCGAGCUAGCGGACCAGCUCCUGAAAGGAGAGUUUCUGAGGAAGAGAUUCAACCAGGCGGUGGCCAUCGCCACCAUGUGCCUCCAGGAGGACGCCGCCAUCCGCCCCCAGAUAAGAGACGUCGUCACCGCUCUCAGCUCUCUCCCGAUCGAGCCCGACGCUCAGUAUUGUUCCGCUUCCCAGACUCCUUCCACGCAAGCGACGACGGGCAACGAGAGCCGCAAGGACGAGGCCAACCUUGCUGAGCGAGAGUUGGCGGUGGCAGAAGCCAUUGCCUGGGGGAGAAGCACGGAGAUAUUGACGUCUUCAGUUUCUUCUCUGUCUGAAGUAUUUUGCUAUUGUGGAUUGAAGGCCCAAUUGAGGACUUCGAAAACGUGUUCGAAUCCUGACAAAAGAUUCCAUGAUUGUAAGAACUGGAAGCAAAGAGGCUCCGGUGUUUUCAUGUGA
Molecule: messenger RNA, 1263 nt
Organism: Striga asiatica
Lineage: Eukaryota; Viridiplantae; Streptophyta; Magnoliopsida; Lamiales; Orobanchaceae
Source: the annotation of a GenBank genome assembly